Molecule: messenger RNA, 898 nt
Organism: Acipenser ruthenus (sterlet)
Lineage: Eukaryota; Metazoa; Chordata; Actinopteri; Acipenseriformes; Acipenseridae
Product: deleted in malignant brain tumors 1 protein-like
Exons: 4
Coding region: 83-856 (257 amino acids)
Cellular component (GO): membrane
Source: RefSeq, a predicted model, not a curated record
AAGCAGAGGAUAUGUGCAGCUCUGCAGUUCAGCUGGAUUGUGACCCUUCAGUCCUGCAGAAUCUCUCAACCUGGACUCUGAGAUGCUGAGGUUCCUGCUGAUCACCUGCUUCUGUCAUCUCUUUGGAAAGCAGAACACAUUUCCAGUAGCAGAGGGUGUUCCUGUCAGGCUGGUGGGUGGGAACAGCUGCUGCUCUGGGAGAGUUGAGGUUCUUCAUGAUGGCCAGUGGGGGACAGUGUGUGAUGAUUCCUGGGACAUGAACGAUACCCAGGUUGUGUGCAGAGAGCUGGGCUGUGGCUCCGCUGUGUUGGCUCCAGGAAGUGCUCACUUUGGCCAAGGGAAUGGAACAAUCUGGCUGGAUAAUGUGGCAUGCAGUGGAUCAGAGACCUCACUGCACAGCUGUGGAUCACAAGGAUGGGGUAAACAUGACUGUAAACACGGUGAAGAUGCUGGAGUGGUUUGCUCAGCAUUGCAGAGUGUUCCUGUCAGGCUGGUGGGCGGGAGCAGCUCCUGCUCUGGGAGAGUUGAGGUUCUUCAUGAUGGCCAGUGUGGGACAGUGUGUGAUGAUUCCUGGGACAUGAACGAUGCCCAGGUUGUGUGCAGAGAGCUGGGCUGUGGCUCCGCUGUGUUGGCUCCAGGAGGUGCUCAAUUUGGCCAAGGGAAUGGAACAAUCUGGCUGGAUGAUGUGGCAUGCAGUGGAUCAGAGACCUCACUGCACAGCUGUGGAUCACAAGGAUGGGGUAAACAUAACUGUAACCACGGUAAAGAUGCUGGAGUGGUUUGCUCAGGUAGGAAAGAUUUAUUUGUUUCUAUUAAAAAAAACAUUACAAUAUCAGGAUCUCUUCUGAAACUUUAAGAACUCUUUUGUUGGAUUCCUUUUUUGUGUUAUAAACAUUCU